AUGGAUACGUUUAACGUUCAACCAACAAACACUAGCUAUACCGAGGAUAUUUCCCUAAACGAAUAUAUGCAGAUCUUGGCUCCUUUAUUGGAGUUCAAUACCACAUAUAUCCCUGAAGGGCCUUCACGUACGGAAGAUGGGUUUCCACUUGUUGAACCAUCAGGCAAUAUAGAUUUGCAAUUCAUGCAGGGCCAUAUCAAUACAACGCCCAAUUCUAGUGAUUCUUUGGGCCAGAACGACGCCAUAGAUCCCCAAAACGAGAAUGCUGAAUUGCCGGGCUUAGAUAACCCCCGAGAUAUAUGCUUUGAUAUAGAAAGCAACAUGAGCAAUGACGGCCCCGACGAGGACGGUUUAGAAUAUCAGAGGGCAAAAAUAGCGUUUGAAGCAGAAGAAAACCCUACCCUAGAAAGUCAAAUUCGGUUUAAAAAGGCCCAGGAAAAAGAACAUUUACGAACCACAAGAAUACGACUUCGAGAGGCACUUAGUCAGUCAGAAAACGAUAUUUCACACCCGUAUAGCCAUAGUGAAGCUAUCGAAAACCCUGGAAUCCAGGCCUCCGAAGAUAUUGAGGAGCAGAACACUGGCCAGGAAGGAACGUUUGACCUAUUUUGCUCUGAUGAUGAGGCAGCUCCUAUACAAGAUUUAGCCAACCAUUCCAUUUUCAAUAAUGAGGCGAUCUUAUCAGUUUGUACAAAGGAGGAUGCUCCCAAGCCGAAGAAAGUGGCUAAAGCAAAGAGUGGCACUAGACAGGAUGAAUUGUCCAAAAAAUGGGGGGAAGCAUCUAAUGACAAAAUCAAGAAAGCAAAACAAAAGCGCGGUAACACCGGAGUACAAAAAUCAAAAAUUGGUUCUAAACCCAAGAAAAGAGAGUCCAAAAAUAAGGAACCCACUAGGCUAAAUUUUGACAGCUUAUUUACAUCAAACCUAUUUAGUAACGCAAAGCGGAAUACCCAAAAGAAGGCAAUCCCUGGGUUUUCGGCAGGAGAUAAAUCCAAAGCAUUGAGGGAGAUUAUAGGUAGUAUCCCGACUGACGAAGAAAUUGACAUGCGGAGCUUGUCUGAGCACAAAAAGGCUAUAAUGGAUUCUAUAUUAAAGUUCACGAAGAGGCCAAGAGCCGACCACGAGGGUGGUUGGAGACAUCCUAACAUGAAAACAAGCUUAUUCCACUAUCAGCGUGACCGUGAAAAUGCAUCUACUGCGCCAAGAGGGGGCUUUUUGUGCGACGAGAUGGGUUUCGGGAAAACGAUUCAGGCAAUUGCAAAUAUGGUCGACGGGAAAGCACUAUUGGAUAGAAGAGAGCCAGCAAUUACUUUGAUUGUCGCCCCUACGCAUUUAGUGUCGCACUGGCAACAAGAAUUAAUGAAACACAUCAAACCUGGGGAAUUGGGAUAUAUAUUUCCAUAUCAUGGAGCCGGAAAGCCUAAUUUAGAUCUCAUCAUACAUUCGGGAGGGGAUAGAAAUAUUGGGGUCAUAAUUACCACCUAUGGUGAAGUUAGAUCUUCCUGCAACUUUCCAGUUCCCCAAUUUUCAAGCAAGGACGAUCAAAAAUCAUGGAGGUUGGCAAAUUGUGAAGCACAUGAAAUUAAAAACCAUACCUCUAAAAUAAGUCAAGCAGUCAGGCUUCUGUCCGCAAAAUUUCGCUGGGUAAUAACUGGUACACCUAUCCACAACUAUGUCAAGGAAUUCUACCCCUAUUUCAAUUUUUUACAAGUCCCAGGACUGGAAAACCACGAUAUAUUUCAUGACAAGAUUGUGCAGAACGAUGUCGACCAUCGCAGACUUCUUAAUUGUUUACGUGCAUACAUGUUGCGCAGAACACAUGCAGAAACGCUCUUCGGGCGCCCUAUCCUGAAACUACCUGGCAUUGACGAAAAUACCAUUGUUGUCAAGUUCUCUCUCGUGGAAAGAGCUCUUUACCGCAAAAUAAUUAGCGGUUUCCUGGAUAAGAAUCUUCACUCUAUGCGAACUGUUGAGGGAAUUAGCAAUUACCUCACUCUCUUGCUCAUGCUACGGAUGUUUACUUCACACCUAUUAAUACCACAUAGCGCAAUAAGGCCAUUCCUUACCCCCCAGUUCAUGCUCGAAAUGCAUCCUGAAGUUGAAAAUAGUGCCCAGCUUGAGGAUGUCGAGAUGUACAACUCGCUUAAAACAAUAUUCGAGGAUCCGAUUCCUUCUUCAGAUCCUCAGAUCAAGGAACCACAACAUACUGAUCUUCUUACGAUGUUUAAAUCGGUGGCAAACAGUCCAAGUGCUAGACCAGACGUCAUGAAUUGCAUUGUAUGCGAACGGAAACCAAGAGAAGCUUUUAUAUUAUCGUGUAUGCAUAUUUGUUGCAGCAACUGCCUCCCAAAAUUAUCACAACCCGUAGAGGAGCAGUUUAUGUGUCUCUGUGGCUCCAUUAUACGGUUUAAAUCCUGCUUUGAUGUCCAAAGUCUCUGCCGUAGCAAGGCAGGGUCAAAAGGAAAAGGUGCUAAACCUCGUGACAUUAAUGGGCGUGAAGAAGGCUGCAUUGACUGGGCUUCUUCUGUCGGCCACAUGGUACCCGGUGCAAAGCUAAGGGCAGUGAGAUCAUUUAUUUCUCAAUGGCUGCAAGACUCUCCAGGCACAAAAAUCACAAUAUUCACGCAGUUCAUUGGGAUGAUGAGCAUCUUAUGCUCAUUAUGUGAGACCGAGGGCUGGGGAUACACUACACUUUCUGGGAAAUUAUCCCAUGCAACUAGACACGCAAAUAUCAAGAGGUUUCGCGAGGAAGAGAAAAUCAACAUAUUGAUAUCCUCUCUGAAAGCAGGAGGGGUUGGCCUCGACUUAACCAUGGCUACCAAGUGCAUUCUGCUUGACUUAUGGUGGAACGAGGCCAUAGAACAACAGGCAUUUUGCCGCCUAUUCCGUAUAGGCCAGAAGAAGGACGUCGAGAUUAUUAGAAUAUGUGUUGAUAACACGGUGGACGAUCGUAUCCAACUCCUUCAGAGCACCAAAUCCGCCCAUAUCGAAGAGGUAAUGGGUUCAAAAGUCUUUGCACAGAGGGACUCCCUCUCUGCGAUUCUAGAACUUUUUGGUACGGCGGAGGACAAAAAUACCGAUGAAGGAUAUAGAUUCUUGUCUGAUGAGAUAACCCCUAUGUCGGUGGAUGAGAUUUCUUCAAACGCAUAA
Molecule: messenger RNA, 3150 nt
Organism: Microsporum canis CBS 113480
Lineage: Eukaryota; Fungi; Ascomycota; Eurotiomycetes; Onygenales; Arthrodermataceae
Exons: 14
Coding region: 1-3150 (1049 amino acids)
Molecular function (GO): ATP binding; ATP-dependent chromatin remodeler activity
Source: RefSeq, a predicted model, not a curated record